Molecule: messenger RNA, 380 nt
Organism: Trichoderma harzianum CBS 226.95
Lineage: Eukaryota; Fungi; Ascomycota; Sordariomycetes; Hypocreales; Hypocreaceae
Exons: 3
Source: RefSeq, a predicted model, not a curated record
AUGUGUGCUUGGAUCCCAACAACCGAUAUGCCAAGCCUCCGGGGCAAGGUCGCUGUUGUAACAGGCGCAAGCUGUAGUGUCGGCAUUGGGCUCCAGAUUGUUCGCCAGCUCGCGCAGCAUGGAGCUAAAGUUUACGCCACGACAAGAUCCGCAAAGAGCGCAAUGAAGGCGCGAAAUUCCUUCCUCCAGUACCCAGAAAUCGCUCCUGAAGCGGUGGAAUGGCUACAAUUAGACCUGACGGAUCUGAGGAGCAUUACCGAGUUGGCGGAAGAUGUGAAGAAAAGGGUUAGCAGCCUCGACAUUCUGGUCAGCAAUGCUACAGCUAUCACCACCUCGAAGAAGAUCGUAGCCGAUAGAUGGGAGAAGAACAUGGCAGUCAA